UAACCAUCUUCCUCAGAUUCAGUACAAUUUCCCUUGUCUUCAUCUCCCAAAAGGCUCAUAGACUAGACAGGAAUCUCUAGCAAGUAGACAGCACAGAUAGAUCUCUUAGUGCUGUCCAUUUGACCAAGAAACUCAUCCAUCUUUCUCACUCUUGGGCUUGCACACACGCACACACAAACACAUACACUACACUAUAUAUGAAGGAAGUUCCAAGUAUUAAACAUAGACAUGCAGGUAAACCUUUUGUACUUCUUGACCACAUAGUCAAAUGUGUAGCAUCCACACCAAAGCUAAUGUCCCUCUUGGUGAAUUGUAGCAGAUUCUCCAUCUGAACCCUGGGGGUGAAUACUUCUAGUCCUUCCAACAACAAAAAGAUACUAUUAGUGAUCGAAAGGCUGAAUCAAAAGAUAUAAUUUUGUUUAAGCAUUGUGGGGUCGGUUGAAGAUUGAAGAAACUUGAAGGUAGCUAAUUGGGUUGUGUAAAUUUCAAGCCAUUUACAAUUUUAUGCAGGAGAGAUAUUGCAAAGUCUUGCUUCUAUAGUACCCUCAAUUUUAAAAGACUUGAAAGUUGUAAUAGAAGGCAUCGUUGGAUCCAAUCAAUGAAAAUGAAGAAAGAAGAUAUUACUCGAGGACUUGGAAUCAGUCACAAGGUGGAUUCUGCUACUCAUGCAGGAAAUAAAGUCUUACCAAUUACUGAGGCCACAUUGUCAACCUCGACUAACACAAAUGGCCAAAGUCAAAGUGGCUCGUCGGAAAACAAAGAUAGGCUUAAAGGGGAUAAAAGCAAAACUAUGUCAAGAAUGAAGGAGCUAUUGAGAUGGGCUGCUGCUGCAAAAUCAGAGAAGGGAGGAAAGUUUAUUGGUCGAAAGGUUCUACAAUUCCGGAAUCGUGGAAGCCUAAAAGCAGUACCAGAUGAUGAUCAACUAAGCAACGAUUCUCCUAAGAUCAGUUUCAGGUGGGAUGUGGAAAGUUGUUCCACCACUUCCUCUGCAUACUCAGCAAUGUCUAUGCCUGCCUCAUAUAAAAUUAAUGACCAAACGAUCAACAUUACAUCAUCAAUUUCAACUCCUAUUCAAGACAAGGAUCACAACACUCCUAGGAAAGGAAAUUGGAUAACCACAGACUCUGAAUUUGUGGUGCUAGAGCUAUGAAGAGGAGUUGAAAGAUGAUCUUCCAUGGUUAAAACUAAAAUCAACUACUUAGGCUAUGUUUUACAAGUAUUGGUAGCUGGUUCUGCUUCAUUCUAGUUUCUCUGAAAUAACAGAGCAAUUUAAUGUAAUAUCAGUGUAAGGAUCUGAAAUUAAUAUACCAGCACCAUAUUGAAGAUGGCCUAGGCCUAGCUACUUUGUGACUUAACUACUGUGGAUGACAAGAGAAUGUCGUGAAAUCUGUAUUGUAUCUCUCAACAAUGAUAGAUGGAUAAUUUUUUGACUGACCU
Molecule: messenger RNA, 1437 nt
Organism: Quercus robur (English oak)
Lineage: Eukaryota; Viridiplantae; Streptophyta; Magnoliopsida; Fagales; Fagaceae
Exons: 4
Coding region: 599-1150 (183 amino acids)
Source: RefSeq, a predicted model, not a curated record